This is a messenger RNA of Theobroma cacao (cacao), 1302 nucleotides long. RefSeq names its product purine permease 21-like. Lineage: Eukaryota; Viridiplantae; Streptophyta; Magnoliopsida; Malvales; Malvaceae. Gene Ontology annotation, molecular function: purine nucleoside transmembrane transporter activity. Gene Ontology annotation, cellular component: membrane. The record is from RefSeq and is a predicted model, not a curated record.
CUCCCUCCCUCUCUCUCCUUCCUCCCUGGCUGGCUGGCUGGCUGCUUUUGGAAUUUCUUCGUCUUUGAUAUGGGAAAACCCCAAGAACUGCAACUCCACAUCAUUGUUCAAGAAGUCAAGGAAGAAAACUCACCUCAGUAUCUGAAUGGCAAGAAACUAACAAGCCCUGAACCCAGAAACUAUAAGUGGUGGAUCUCUAUCAUCAUGUAUGCGUUCUUUGUACUCUUCGGCCAGUCAGCAUCCACACUCUUGGGACGCCUAUACUAUGACAAAGGAGGGAAGAGCAUAUGGGUAGCUACACUUGCGCAACUUGCGGGCUUCCCAAUCCUCAUUCCAUGUUACUGCCUCUCACCACCUAGAAGUUGCACAACAAAUGAGCAAACAAAGCAGCCAUCUGCCUUGAUACUGGCAAUAAUCUAUUUCUCUUUUGGUAUUUGCCUAGCAGCAUACAGCUUGAUGUAUUCUUUUGGACUCUUAUACCUUCCAGUAUCAACUUUUUCCCUCAUUUGUGCAUCCCAAUUAGCCUUCACUGCUCUCUUCUCAUUUUUCCUUCAUUCGCAAAAGUUCACUCCUUUUAUAAUCAAUUCACUAGUUUUACUAACCAUCUCCUCCACCCUCCUGAUAUUUCAAACUGAUCCAGCAAGCCACGCUGAAGUCUCUAAAGGAAAGUAUGCAAUUGGAUUCAUAUGCACUAUUGGUGCGUCUGCUGGGUAUGGCUUGAUGCUUUCUCUGACACAACUUGCCUUCAAAAAGCUUCUAAAAAGAGAAACACAUGCAAAGGUCUUUGAAAUGGUGAUAUAUCAGUCACUGAUUGCCACUUCUGUUGCCAUAGUGGGGCUCUUCAUCAGUGGAGAAUGGAAAAAUUUGUCAGUAGAAAUGGAGGAGUUUAGACUGGGUAAGUUUUCCUAUGUGAUGACCCUAAUUGAGACAGCUAUAGCUUCAGAGUUUUUUGUUGUUGGGGCUAUAGGAUUGAUUUUCGAAGUGUCUUCUCUCUUCUCCAAUGCCAUAAGUGUCUUGGGUUUGCCUGUUAUUCCAAUUCUAGCUGUGAUCUUUUUCCAUGAGAAAAUGGAUCCAAUAAAGGUAAUUGCUAUGGUAUUGGCUAUAUGGGGCUUUGUCUCAUAUGUCUAUCAGUGUUAUCUUGACAAUACAAGCUCCAAGAGUGAAUAUAGAAGUGGCAGUGAAGUUUCAAAGAGUCCAUUACUUGAAGAGGUUAGUUAAUGGAUAAGUUGGGCUUCCACGGUCUAUAUGAGAUUGUCAUUUUCUGCAAAACAAGAAAUACAACCUCAAAAGUAAUCUUUCUCA